This is a messenger RNA of Musa acuminata AAA Group (dessert banana), 1004 nucleotides long. RefSeq names its product ran-binding protein 1 homolog a. The record is from RefSeq and is a predicted model, not a curated record. Gene Ontology annotation, molecular function: GTPase activator activity. Gene Ontology annotation, biological process: nucleocytoplasmic transport. Lineage: Eukaryota; Viridiplantae; Streptophyta; Magnoliopsida; Zingiberales; Musaceae. The coding region runs from base 89 to 730 and encodes 213 amino acids. The transcript has 4 exons. Gene Ontology annotation, cellular component: nuclear pore; cytoplasm.
GCUAUAUAAGUAUAAACCCUAAUGUCCCUCCCUCUUCUCGGUUUAUUCUGUUUGCACGUGCAGUCAUCCCGUUCCCGAUCUGAAUUCUAUGGCGAGCAACGACCCCGACCGCGAGGAGGACGCUGCGGAGGCUACUGCCGCCGGCGAGGAUGAGGACACCGGCGCCCAGAUUGCCCCUAUCGUCACCCUCUCGGAGGUCGCCGUCACCACCGGCGAGGAGGAAGAGCACGUCCUCCUCGAUUUAAAGGCGAAGCUGUACCGGUUCGACAAGGAAGGGAACCAGUGGAAGGAGAGGGGCACGGGGAAUGUGAAGCUUCUGAAGCACAUCGAGACGGGCAAGGUGCGGCUGGUGAUGCGCCAGGCUAAGACCCUCAAGAUAUGCGCCAACCAUCUAGUUCUUCCAUCGAUCAAGAUUCAGGAGCACGCUGGGAAUGAUAAGUCGUGCGUGUGGCAUGCGGCUGAUUUCGCUGAUGGGGAAUUGAAGGAGGAGAUGUUCUGCAUUCGAUUUGGUUCUGUAGAAAACUGCAAGAAAUUCAUUGAGACGGUGGAAGACAUCACGGAGUCUGACGGAAAGCAUGUUGAGAAAGAGAGCAAGGAUGCCUCAGAUGCUGCUGGACUCUUGGGCAAAUUGAGUGUAGACGAGAAAAAAACGGAUGAGGCUGCAGUUCCCCCUGCUGCUGCUUAUGUCAAGGCAGAAGAUGAGAAGUCAGAGGCAGAAACCAAAGCUUAGGAACUUACAAAAGCCAAGGACUGAAGGGUGUCCAUUUAUCAAAAAUAUGAUGGUUAUACUGGGUUAAAUUAUAAAUUUUGCAUGUUAACCAAAAAUUUACUUCAAUAUCUCAAGGGACCGAGCUAGAUUUGCAUAGAUCAAACUGAGAUAAACCGUGGUCAGUGUCUUCCACAUGGCUUUGUGACAUGCCUGUUGAGUGAUUCAUUGGUUGUUUUAAUCGUCGUGUCAGUGCACAUUGUUUGAAUAUUGAUGUCAUCGCAUUGAUUGUUUGUCA